GCUGCUCCCGGGACAGGCUGGCAGCUUCCCUUCCCGUGCCUUUCCCAGCUGCAGCCUUCUCUUCUCCGUCCCUCCCUCCCUCUCCUCCUCCUGCUCUCCGGGUUGUCCCUCCUGGCAGCCCUCUACUGUCCUCUUCUUCCUCUUGUUCCCCCUCUUUCCUCCCUCCAUCCCAGGUUUUUUAAUCCCCUUUCCCCGACAUCCACCCCUCCCCAUACUUUUCUCCCCCUACUAGAGAGACUCCGCUCCCACCGCCUUGCCUUUCCUCCUCCGCCCCUCAUUGUCUUCUGCAGCCUAUUGCCCAAUUUCCAAAGCUGGGGAAAACUCGCUAUGGGCGAGGACGAGGCAGUCCUGGCGGCUCUCCGGCUCCUUUCCAGCACUAGCUAGAAGAAGCGGGGCUUUUCGGGUUCGGCCAGGGAGGGUGAGCUGCACGGCGGCAACCUCUACUUGCAGCAGCAGCAGCAGCGGCGGCGGUGUCCGUCCCUCUGGUGAUCCGCCAGGCGUCGCGUUGUCUUGGGGCGCUCGGCCCGUCGAGCCCGAUGUGCGACUUGCUCGACUCGCAGCAGCCGCCCGAGAAACUUAGCAGAAUGAAAAAGUUACGGCGAACUUUGUCGGAGAGUUUCGGCAGACUAGCCUUGAAGAAAGAUGAUAACGGCUUUGAUGAGAUAUGCGUCACAAAGAUGUCCACACGGAAUUGCCAAGGAAUGGAUUCUGUGAUCAAACCCUUGGACACAAUUCCAGAAGACAAAAAAGUCAGAGUUCAGAGGACACAAAGCACUUUUGACCCAUUUGAGAAGCCAAAUAAUCAAGUAAAAAGGGUGCAUUCAGAGAACAACGCUUGCAUUAACUUCAAAUCUUCAUCAGCUGAGAAGGAAUCUCCUAAAAUCAGACGGCAUUCCAGUCCUAGUUCUCCAACAAGUCCCAAAUUUGGAAAAGCCGAUUCUUAUGAAAAACUGGAAAAACUGGGUGAAGGUUCAUAUGCUACAGUGUACAAAGGGAAAAGCAAAGUAAAUGGAAAGUUAGUAGCACUGAAAGUAAUAAGACUUCAGGAAGAAGAAGGUACUCCAUUUACAGCUAUCAGAGAAGCGUCUCUCCUGAAAGGUCUAAAACAUACUAAUAUUGUGCUGCUUCAUGAUAUCAUCCAUACAAAGGAGACACUGACCCUGGUAUUUGAGUUUGUGCAUACAGAUUUAUGUCAAUACAUGGACAAACAUCCUGGAGGACUUCAUCCAGACAAUGUGAAGUUAUUUUUAUUUCAAUUGCUGCGAGGACUUUCGUACAUCCACCAACGUUACAUUUUGCACAGGGAUCUGAAACCCCAAAAUCUUCUGAUCAGUGACACUGGGGAGUUGAAACUGGCAGAUUUUGGUCUUGCAAGAGCUAAAUCUGUCCCUAGUCACACAUACUCUAAUGAAGUGGUAACCCUUUGGUAUCGACCUCCAGAUGUUCUCUUAGGCUCAACAGAAUAUUCCACUUGCCUCGAUAUGUGGGGAGUUGGUUGCAUUUUUGUGGAAAUGAUUCAAGGAGUUGCUGCUUUUCCAGGAAUGAAAGAUAUUCAAGAUCAGCUUGAAAGAAUUUUUCUGGUUCUGGGAACUCCAAAUGAAGAAUCAUGGCCUGGAGUUGACACUCUACCACAUUUCAAGCCAGAUCGCUUUACACAGUACAGUGCUAAAAAUCUUAGACAAGCCUGGAAUAAAUUAAGCUACGUGGAUCAUGCAGAAGAUCUGGCUUCCAAAUUACUCCAGUGUUUCCCCAAAAACAGAUUGUCAGCACAGGCAGCUUUGAGCCAUGAGUACUUCAGUGAUCUUCCUCCCCGGCUAUGGGAUCUAACUGAUAUGUCAUCUAUUUUUUCUGUACCGAAUGUAAGACUACAAGUGGAAGCUGGAGAAAGCACAAAAGCUUUUGGGAAAAACAUUUAUGGCAAAGGUCAAUCACAUGUAAAACACUGAAGAGAAUUUUGAUUUCCUACAAAUAAUUGAGGAAUUAAGAUCACCAGACUAGAGAAGAGAAAAAACAAACAAGAUAUAGACAACAUUAUAAAGGCACCAUUAUCUGCUUCCUUUCUUGGAUUUCAAUCACAAGAAAAAUUAUGCUGACAAGAUCUGGUUCCCUACUCCUUCUCAGUUUAUUUAAAGUACUGCACGUAUUUUGAUACAUUGUGAUUUGAGAGACAUUUGUGAAGAUUAAGCUAUUUGCUUUAUUGAUGUGUGGCAUAAUUGGCUUUUUUUCCUCAGUCUUUUGUGUUUGGUUUUAUUGCUUUUACUUCACUGCAGUAUAAAUACUUUUGUGAAAAUAUUUAAGUUUCACCAGCAAUGUCUUAAAUAUAGUAAGGCAACACCUUUGGUGUUCACAACUCCCUUUAUAUUAUCUGUAGCUAAAAGACAGUCAUGGCAUGAAACAAUAUAUGUAUUCAUUGGGAAGUUCCACUCAUUUCACAUUCAUCAAAAUUAUAAACUGAAACAGAUUACAGGUUGGUUGUGACAGUCAGUGUCUUAUAAUUUUUCUCAUUUUUUACUGCUAGUAAACGUAAUAUUCCUUAAUUUAACCAUGGCAAUAAAUGCAUCUUAGCUAGAAUUUGGGUACUCUGCCUAUGUUGAAUAAAGUGGCAUAAAUGGGCAUAUAUAUAUAUAUAUUCAGAUACUUUACGCCCUUGUGAGAAAGGGGGCUUAUUGUUCUACUGUUUUUGUGAUUAUAGUUCAACUUGUUCAUGUCUUGCUUCAACAAUAUUUUCUAAGAAGGAAACUACAAAAGAUGAAGAAAAAAAUGAGUUUACAUUUGGAAAAGCACUAUGACAGUGCUGAGUGACACUAUGACUAGUUGCUGAAUGAGCCAUUAAAAAUAUUAGUCUUGAAUAACUAUCCAAAUUCAAAAUACUUUCUUUUUAUAACCAAAGGACUCUUCAAGUUAUUUUUCUAAGAUAUUAAGAUGGUAGGGAGAAAAGCACUAUAUUAUGCAUCUUCAUAUAGCUGAUUUUCCUGUGUAAUUUGCAAAUUGUUAAAAAGGGAUUACUAUUCUCCCUGCCUUAAAAGAAGGUGGAAGGGAAAUGGAACAAGUGACGGCAGUAGUUGGAUUUGCCUUCUAUAUACCGUCCCUAACAUGACUAGUACAAUGUUAUUAUAGAUGGGGAAGAAUAAAUUCCCCUGAAAUAAAAGAAAAUUACAUCAUUUCAUAGUAUAACAGAUGUUUAAGAACUUCAUUCAUUCAUUCAUUCAUUCAUUCAUUCAUUCAAAUUCGAUUAUGGCAUCUUAAUGCUUUUAUAAAUAAAAGCUGGAAACAGGGAUACGUUUUAUAGUUUGCAUUUGCUCUGUAAACUGAAAGCAUCUUAUUACUUGGAUCUGGCGAAUACUUGAUUUUGCAAAAUACUAUUUUUUAAUACAAGGGAACUUUUGACAGUAUGGUUUUAUUAUUACACUAUUCCCAACAAUUAUAUAUAAAUUAAAAUAAAUGUUUCUGUCCUGCCUGAAUCAAGCUUUGCCACCUUUAUUUAAAACUUUAUAUCCAUGGAAACAAUAACCACAAAAUACAAUGAAAUAUUUAAUAAAGAUUAAAUGCCUUAAUCUUUAUUUUGUUUUUAAAUUCGAUCAUAUAUUCACUUGGCUAUUUCAAGGUGACCAGUCAAAAAAAAAUAAAAAUCUCAGCACUAUAAAAAAAAUGGAACAGGAAAGAAAAUUAGAGAAUUAAACAAAACUAUCAAAUGAAGAUAGAUUUCUGUAAAUUUCUGUACUAGCUUAAAGAGAGAUGGAAACCAUUUCUCUCCAUGUUAAACAUAUGGUUUCAUGCAAAAAGUAAUUCACUGAGUUAUUUCCUUCAAUGGGCUAAAUGCUUAGCACUUUAUUAUUCACAAUAAAUAAAAUGUUUAGGAUGUAUGCUUAGAUUUUUUCAAAAAUAGUUGUUGAUGCCCUUGAACGUAUUGGCCAAUGACAUUAAAGAGCUGGGGUGGCGCAGUGGUUAGAAUGCAGUACUGCAGGCUACUUCUCCUGACUGCUGGCUGCCUGAAAUUUGGCAGUUCAAAUCUUACCAGGCUCAAGGUUGUCUCAGCCUUACAUCAUUCUGAGGUCGUUAAAAUGAGGACCCAGAUUGUUGGGGGCAAUAUGCUGACUUUGUAAACCGCUUAGAGAGAGCUGUAAAGCACUGUGAAGCGGUAUACAAGUCUAAAUGCUAUUGCUAUUGCUAUCAGCUCUUACAGUUUGAAAAUAAUGAAUUUCACUUCUAAUAUAAGUUCUUGAUUUAAAAGGAUUGAAGGGGGGGGGUAGAAUUUGGAGGCUGGAAGUCCAUCUCUUAGAGUAGAUUAAUUAGUAAUUCAAUUUCUCCUCUUAACCAAGAUUAACCAAUCUUUUUUGGGUGGGAGAAGCCAUUUAAGCUAUAAAUCUUUGUAUUUUGGAAUGGGCUCGAAAUCCAGCCAAGAAACACACGAAAAACAAAAUCAUUGGUGGCUCCUUUUGCAAUCUUCUCCAAAGCACAAUGACAACCCUUAGAAAUUAGCACAACUAAAGCAAUCUGUGGAAAAUAAAUCACAGUUUAUUUGAGGUGAUUUUUUUCAAAACUCAACAGAAGGCAAGGGUUCUGGAAUAAUUGUACAUGGAAGAUGAUAUGUAUAAAAGAGAUUCAAAUUUAGAAUCCAUACAUUUUCAAUAUCAAAUCUAUUUUAUUUGCCCCUGUUCUUUUCUAUAGAAUCCAUAUUGAAUCCAGGGUUAUUGUCUUUAGUAUCAGUCCACAUUUAUACACUAAAAAAAAAUGGUGCACUGGCAAAGAACCCAGUAUUUUGUUUCUUAAAGUUACUGUAUGGUUUUUCUUAAGGCAUUAAAAUUAUGGGAGAUCAUCAAUUACUUGAAGUGAAUAAAUAUCAGUUAGCUAGAUUUUAUUAUAGUUCUAAUUUUAGUGAUAGUGGAGAAGAAUUAUCACUGGAAUGUAAAUAAAAGUAUGUAGCUACCAUAUAAUACGAUCUCCAACAUUGUGCAGUGCAAUCAUGAAGCUGCUUGUGGGGGGGGGGGAUCAGUGUUCUUAUCUCUUCAAAUUUAUGAUUUGGCAAAUAGUAAUUAUGCAAUUUUAUUUUCCCCUCUGUUCUCUUUUAGCGCAUAAUAGAAACUUGCACAAGUUUUACCCUAAAGUACCUUCCAGGUUAUGGUCAAAAUAUGGUUACCUCUUUCAUCUUGCCCUACACAGCCAUUUCAUCAUUCUGAUUCCUUUGCAGAUCAGUUUAGGCCCGUGAUGGCGAACCUAUGGCACGCUUGCCAGAAGUGGCACGCAGAGACCUGUCUGCUAGUACGCGUGCCGUCACCCCAAGUUAGAUCUCUGUGGCGUUUUAUUCGUGAGCUUCUGUUUCCCUGCAAACGAGGAAACAAGGUCACAAAAGAAAAAGAUCUUAUCUCUUGCCACGCUGCCAGUGUUGGGGUUUCUGCUGUGCAUGCACAUGCAUGUCCACACAUGCGUGUGUUAAUGUUCACGAUUGUGCACAAUUGUGCACAUGCCCAAAUUGUGCGCAGUUUGGGCAUGCGCACACGCGGUUUGGGCACCCGAUGGAUAAAAGUUUUGCCAUCAUUGGUUUACGCAAAACCAUGUAACUCUUAUGUUGGAGAUAGAAAGGCAAUUCUGAAAUAUUCUGAACAAUGCAUAACAAAGGAUUUUAUAUUUUGCAGCUACUUCCACUGUGAUUCUGCAUGGAUUUUGCAUCUAACACUUGUGCUUUUGACUACAAUAGGAAUGGAUUCUAACUCUUAAGAGAUCCUGCCAUAUCAUUUGUACUUCCUGUUUCUCCCGAUUAUGUAGUGCUUAUGACAACUCUGAGCCUUUCAGAAUUUCAAUAAGAGCCAAAACCUAAUGCAGUUUCUACCCCCUUUUCAGGUACUUGGAAUUCAAGAUUGCAUAUUUUUAAUUUUCCAUGUAUAUGUUAAUUGUGACCUGGUAUAUAAGUUACUGAAAUAACGUAUCUGCUGUUUUCCCAUAAUUGGGUUCCCUAUUUUUCUAAUAAGACUUCAAUGAUUAAUUGGAUAGAGACCUAGCCCAUUUGUAAAUACUACCUAUGCAGUCUAACCAUUCCACAUAAUAGUUUGUUUGAAGUACUAUUGGAACGGCCAGGGAAUUAGUAGUGAAAUAUGGCAGCCAUGGAAAAAACCACCAUGCAUGCAUUGGACUUCUGUAAUUGGUAUUAGAAGAAAAAAUGCUUUCCAAAUACAUCCAAUUCUUUUAAUUAAACUCCUCCUUAUUUUAGAAAGCUUCUCAAUGAGAAGAGAGGGAAUACUUUUGAAACCUAAGAAGAGAAAAUGAUCACCUCAUAAUGAAAGAUAAGAGGAAUUCCAGUAUAUGAAGAAUGUAGAAAUAGCGAUAGAAAAUUGGUCUACAGGGUUUUCGUUACCAAUGUUACAUUGGAAAAUUGGUUCAAUAGGAUUCCCACUUGAACAGCUCAAAUAUGCAGAGCACCUGGGUCAUUGCAAAUAAUGUGUAUUUUGUCUCUUAGGAAUAAGAUUAAACAAGCACAGGAAAUAUAUAACAAUGGUUGGGGAGGCUUUGGACCAGUCUUGCUUUCAAUGUGAAAAUGUGAAAUUUUUCUGAUUAAUUAAAGAUUAAUGUUGCUCCUCUGAACAGUGAAGGCAAUGUGAUCUUUUGAAUGCAUGCCCACCCAUGCACAUAAAUGUAUGGUGAAUAUAGAGUAUGUAUUUCCCAAAAAUAUAUUAUUAUUGUUUUUCUAAAGUAAUAGAAUAAAUGACAUUUGGACUGUAUAGAUUCAUGUGGAAUAUGGAGACCAUAUAAAUAGAAUUACAUUCCAUUCUUCACCAAAUCAUGACACAAAUCUUUUCUUUUUUUUUUUUUUUGACAAAAAGGUAUAGAGGCACUUAUCUAUGUUAUUGCCUUGCAAUAUUUUUUAAAACAAACAUUGAAAGAUUGCAUUAAGAUAUUCCCUAAACGUAGUCUCAGAACAUGCAGUUCUGCAGUGCUACCUACAAAUUUUUCCCUAGUUGGGAUUCUUUAUACAAGGCACAAAAAGGUGCACUUUUUAACAGGGAUUUGGUAAUCAAACAAUAUUAAUAUUAAGUAUGUAUACACAAUAUAGGCACAUGCUUUAAUGACAGCUUAGUCAGCAGUAUGGUUAAGUAAAUGUUACAUUGUAUUCAAUGUGUAAUUUGUCUUACUAUAAACAAUGUAUGGUUUGUUAAGUGUCAAUUGUUUUCAUUUAAUAUGAUAUUUAAUAAAGUGUAACAGGA
Pantherophis guttatus is the source of this 7196-nucleotide messenger RNA. It is a transcript of the gene CDK14, whose product is annotated as cyclin dependent kinase 14. Gene Ontology annotation, biological process: protein phosphorylation. The record is from RefSeq and is a predicted model, not a curated record. Gene Ontology annotation, molecular function: ATP binding; cyclin-dependent protein serine/threonine kinase activity; cyclin binding. Gene Ontology annotation, cellular component: cytoplasm; cytosol; nucleus. Lineage: Eukaryota; Metazoa; Chordata; Lepidosauria; Squamata; Colubridae.